UAGUCACAGAGCCACCGUCGUUCUCUUUCGUUUUUGUUUGAAUUCCAUUAAGAGACCUUAAUUCAAAACCCUAAUUUGAUCGAUUUCACUAUCGGAACCCAAGAGAAAGAAAGGGAGAGGAUGGAGCAACACGAAGAGCAGGAGCCCGAGGUGUACGGAGGGGAGAUUCCCGAUGAGGAAGGUGAGAUGGACGCCGACGUGGACAUGCCUGGUGGAGCUGAAGAUUACCAAGGCAACGAUCUUGAUCUCCAGCAUGAUCCUCAUUCCAACUCCAAGGACUUGGAGGAAAUGAAAAAGAGACUUAAGGAGAUCGAAGAUGAGGCCGGAGCUUUACGUGAAAUACAGUCUAAAGUCCAGAAGGAAAUGGGCGGUGGCCAAGAUUCCGCAGGUACUUCUGCGACCCAAGCCGAGAAGGAGGAAGUUGAUUCUCGCUCGAUUUAUGUCGGUAAUGUAGACUACGCUUGCUCCCCUGAGGAAGUUCAACAGCAUUUCCAGUCCUGUGGAACAGUUAACAGAGUGACAAUUUUGACCGACAAGUUUGGCCAGCCCAAAGGAUUUGCCUAUGUUGAAUUUGUUGAAACUGAUGCUGUUCAAAACGCUGUGCUUUUAAGUGAAUCAGAAUUGCACGGUCGUCAAUUGAAGGUUUCUGCGAAACGAACAAAUGUUCCUGGAAUGAAACAAUAUCGAGGAAGGCGACCCAACCCAUAUUUCCGCUCCCGAAGACCGUUUAUGCCGGCUCCUGUGUUCUAUCCUCCAUAUAGCUAUGGGAGGCUUCCAAGGUUCAGGCGCCCUACGAGAUACAGACCGUAUUAGAAUGGGUCUCGCAAUGUCAAAAGUUGCGAAUUUCGAGAUGGCGAUCGCUUCAUUGUGUUGUUGUUACGAACGGAGGAAGUCGAACUCCGAUUAGCUUGCCAAAGGGCUGGCCGGCUUUUUUAUUUUUAUUUUUAUCGAAUUGUGAGCUUGCUGGAGUCUGAAGGGAUACAUUCAUCUGAUCUUUGCAUAUGGUUUGGGUUCAAAUCAGGUUAAAAGAGGCAAAUAUGCAAAUAUUGUAGUGAAAUAUUCAUUGGGUGUUGAUGAUGCAGACAUAAGCGGAGCAUGUGUGGUCAUUUUGUAUAAGGAAUGUGUCUAAUUCGAACACCAACAGUGGCGGAGUCAUAGCUCGGUGAGA
Hibiscus syriacus is the source of this 1168-nucleotide messenger RNA. RefSeq names its product polyadenylate-binding protein 1-like. The record is from RefSeq and is a predicted model, not a curated record. The coding region runs from base 121 to 813 and encodes 230 amino acids. Gene Ontology annotation, molecular function: RNA binding. Lineage: Eukaryota; Viridiplantae; Streptophyta; Magnoliopsida; Malvales; Malvaceae. The transcript has 6 exons.